Molecule: messenger RNA, 544 nt
Organism: Calliphora vicina (urban bluebottle blowfly)
Lineage: Eukaryota; Metazoa; Arthropoda; Insecta; Diptera; Calliphoridae
Gene: ND-B14.5B
Product: NADH dehydrogenase (ubiquinone) B14.5 B subunit
Exons: 3
Coding region: 73-426 (117 amino acids)
Biological process (GO): mitochondrial electron transport, NADH to ubiquinone
Cellular component (GO): mitochondrial inner membrane
Source: RefSeq, a predicted model, not a curated record
GUGUGUGUUUUCGUGCAUUGCGUUUUGGCAGUGUGUUUGGAAUUUUGUGCAAAUUGAAGAUUUUUUAACAAAAUGCCAUCUCCCGUUAAUGAUCCCUUGGUUUUGUUGACCAACAAAGGUGAACGCCAACCAAAUUUCUUGUCGACCAUCUAUAAUCCGCUAGCAUGCGCUGCCGCCGGCUGUGGUGUAGCCAUGAUGUUGAAUUGGGGCUUCCGUAGACCAGUGAUGUCCGGUAUUCAAAAGCAUGUCGCUUUAACUGCUGUUGGUGGAUUUGUGGGCACCUACAUUGAUAAGAAACGUAAUGAAGCUUUAGCCACCCGUGAUGCCGUUCUCAGACAUUAUGUACAAUUGCAUCCAGAAGAUUUCCCAGUAGUGGAACGUAAGAAGUAUGCUGACGUUUUAGAAAAGUGGGUACCAAUCCGUUAAUUGCUAACUUUGAAAAUUUAUACUGCUUUGGAUGCGGUCGACUAUUAUUUCUUUUAUCGAUAAGUUAAAUUAAUGAAGAAUAUUAUAGAAAAAUAUAUAAAGUCUUGAAAUUAAACAA